GCUUCUGUGAUUGUUUCACAAUGACAUUCGAUUUCUGAGCAUUGUUAAAUCACGAAAUAGAAACCACGCGCUCUGUUUGCGCUUGACGUUACAGUUAAACGGAAAAAUAAAUCUAGAAUACAUCAGUGGAGCUUCACAACACCUGGAAUCUGUGAGUCCCGUCAAAGCCUUUUGGAGGCCACGGGAAUAUCAGAUCUCCGAACAAACAGCCCUGGAGAGUCCUUCAUGGCUCAUCACCUUACUGAGUCAGAAUGUGACCUCUUCCGGCGCUUAAAGCUGACUGAAGAGUGGACCGAUUCCUUGGAGGACGUGGUGAUUUUGAGCCGGGCCUCUGGCUUCCCUGCCCAAGGACAGGCGUCAAACUCCGGUCCGAGUGAUGUCAUGGCGACGUAUCUGUGUGAAGAAUUCAAAACUUUCUUAGAGAAAAGAGGAACAUAUAAGGAGCUGGAAAAUGUCAUUUCCAAAGUCAUUUUAAAAAUUGUACAGGCAAAGAAGGCAGAUGGGAGCUCGCUGUUUGUUGUCAAGCCCAAUAGCACUGUUGAAGUUCCCACGGAAAUAGUUACCUCUCCUGUCAGUGAGUCAGACGAACCCUCAAUCGCAAGGCCUACACUUCGCACUGUGUAUACCACCACUGUAAGCGACAUCUUACAAAACCAGCAGACGUCAUCUGACUUGCAGGUUGAGCAACAUGAUGCAUUUGGAUGGAGUGAAGAUGGUACACAUACCAAUAUCGUAAAAUGUCUAAAUAAGAUUGACUUUGACGAAUUCUGUGAUGUCAAAACGAAUCUGCGCGCCGACGGCAUGAGACUCAGACAAGCGCCUCGCAGGUGCAGAUCCACGGCGCGUGGUGGGAGCGACAGCACUAGGCGUGGUACCGACUCUCUGAGGGCGAUUCUGCUGGGCGCGCUGUCCAGCCUCAACCGCCAGACCAGGAGAGAAAUAGCCCUGUCUCAGAAACUGGGGAUGAUUGUCACCCCACUGCCAAACGAUGGCAAAUCUGGCCAGCAAUAAAUGUCACAAAGCAUUUUGUUUGUUUGUUUCUCAAUUGGGUAAAUGGUGUUAUUAGAUUAAAGUGAUUGGCUAAUGAUAGGCUUCAAACGGCUGAUCAAGAUUAAAUGUGUUCUGGUCAACAUCUGCUGUAGUCUCAAUAACUCAGGUGUUGGGAUACCUUUAUACAUUUUUAACCUAGUUGGAAACUACAUUUGACUGUAUAACAGUUAAUGCACAAUUUUAUCAGAAAUGCUCAAUGAAAUGCGAUAACUUUUUUAUCACUUAAGAAUCCUCAGAUCACGAAUAGGUUAUUUCGGACUUCCUGUCUUU
This is a messenger RNA of Osmerus eperlanus (European smelt), 1320 nucleotides long. RefSeq lists its product as uncharacterized. Bases 226 to 1011 code for a protein of 261 amino acids. Lineage: Eukaryota; Metazoa; Chordata; Actinopteri; Osmeriformes; Osmeridae. The record is from RefSeq and is a predicted model, not a curated record. The transcript has 2 exons.